AUGAAAUUUGAAAUGGUAAAUAAAUACUUUAAACUUUUAAUUAAGGAUAUAAAUAUGGGGGACCAGGACUGAUAAAUAGUCACCAAAACUUUUGGCAAAAGCUAAAGUGUAAAGUAAAUUAAUAAUUAAUAUCAUAAUUUAAUAAUUAAAUUAAUUAAUAUUAUGCUUGCUUUCUUCUACUUAAUACUAGUAUUACUUAUACUUCAUACUUUAUUAUAAUUUCAAGAAUCUCUAUCUAUAUACACUCUAUAAUGACUAUUAUUAUAGUAUAGUUAGUUAUUAUAGUUAGUAUUAUUAAAAUUUAUUAUAGUUUUUAAUUAUUGAAGUUAUAUGACAUAGGACAAAUAUUUAUUUCAUUAGUCAGUACUUAAAAGGUACUACAAAUACUAUGACUCAGUAUGAGUAUGACUAUAAGUAUUAGUACUAAGUAGUAGUAGUGUAUACUACUCAUACUAUUAGACCCAAGCCUAAGAUGUUACUAAAAAAUAAGCCCUAGUUUAGUCUAAGCUUUAAACAUUAUACUUAAAGACUUAAACAAAAUAUCCAAAUAGUAUUAAAAACUAACUGGCUUUUGUUAUGUAAGUCAAGUUAUUUAUAUAUUUUAUUGGACAUUUUUUAGGCCUACCUAAUAAAACAAACUACUAUCAUUUUUUUCAUUUGUCCUAAUAAAGAGUAAAUUGAAAGUAACACCAAAACACUUGCAGCAUCAAAAUAGUGAACACAAAAGUUAAAUAAAAUACAAUUAAGAAUCAAGUUAAAAAUGUAGCCCACCAGUCUCACGAACUUAUUUUAUUCAUCUUGUAAGACUUAUUGACUGUUGCUGUAAGCUGCAUUUGAAUAGUGUUAAUGUGACCUCAUGUUAAUUUAAUUAAAAUAAGUUGUUACUAGAAUAGGCAUAAUUAAAAUAAAUAAUUUAAAUUCGGGAUCUUCCAUUAAUCAGUAGACAUAACUUAUAACCAAAGGAUUAGGUACCCGGUACCAUAUUCUUUAGGUUAGACCUUUUAUAUAUGAAAUUGAAUGAAUGUAUUUUUUUGUAUUUAGGAUAUUGAUUCUGAGUCCAGAACUUCUGAGAUGCCACCGAACGUAGCCAUAUUACUAAAUGAUGCCCAACCAGCUGAUUGGAUGGAGGCUAUCAUGUAUGUGGGGGGCAUUUUUAGAGUUUCUAUUCUUUGCAGUAUGUUAAAAUUCAAUUAUAAUAUUUUUAAAUGGCAUGGACUUGUGCUGGACUUGAAGUUUUUGCUAUUUUUUAACUUUAAUAAUGUUAAAAAAAUACCACUCAGAGGCACUCACCUUAAAAAAUAACAGACAUCACAUACAAGUAGAAAAAUUACUAUUUUAUUUGUUGCUUAAUUAAUCAUGUGGUGCCAUGUCAAUGGCUCAAUUACAUUUAUAAUUUUGUCCUUAGUGCAGUUAAAAAUGAUGUCAUUGGCAGUGAUCGUGAAAAAAUGCAAAGUCUACAGUAUGGACUAGUUCCAAGGUAGAGAAGUUUCAUUGUUUUGUUGAUUUUAAUAAGAUUCAUUAUGGCUCUUUAUUUUAUCCUUUUAUAAUAGUUUUUUUUUUACUUCUAUGUUUAUUAAGAUUUCUGCAAGUUCAAUUUGUAGAGAUUAAACAAUGAGGUAAAAUUGGCCUAUAAUAACAUAAAGUAUUCCAAAUUUAAAUCUACUAAACUUAAAAUUCAAGCUACCUUAGGGUCCUCCAAAUAAAUGAGGUCAUGCCGCUAGGAGGGGUUCAAGAAUUCAUGACAAUGUAUCAUGGGGGUGUCAAAAUUUUGUGACAGGUGGAAAGGCGGGAUGGGGGGUGUAAAAAUCUACCAAAAUAUGACGUCAUUAUGGAUUGAUGUCCCCUAGUUAAAUGUUUUUUUUUCUUUUCUUUUUUUUACCCAGUUACUUUAACUUUUUUUCUAGUAAAUAACAGAAUUCUUGCUUCGUAGCAUGUUUUUCACCGAGAUGGCCUUGUAAAACCUGUCUCCAUCAAGUUUUAUUUGCUUUGGUUAGUGCCAUAGUGAGCCUCCUUAUCCCCCAAGAGAGGGGAGCUUUGGUGUUCACAUUUGUUUUUUUUCUAGGUUUUAACCCCAUCCCUUCUUAUUCAAAUAUCUUAUCCACUGCUGUGUUGACUAGCCUAAACAUAUUUCUAAAUUUUAAUACUUUUAGCCCAUUGUUUCAUGUAAGUUUGAAUACUUUCCAGACUUCUUCAAUGGGUGGAAGAUGAGGACAUAAAUGCUGAGUUAAGGACAGAGGCAGCUAUUGUGCUGGGCAGUUUGGCCAAAGGAAAUACUAGCAUUGUCAUACAACUAGUGCAAGAGAAGACUGUUCCAAUACUACUCAAAUGUAAGACUGAAAAUCUGUACUUAAAUGCCCUCAACAGUUAAGCUGAAUGAUUUAAACACAUUUUUAACAAAAACUUCAGAAGAUAAUGUCAUUUGCUACCUGAUACAUGAAUUUAUUGUUUUUACAUUUCUCUAACUAUAAUAGUAACUAUAAGAGUAGCCAAAAAUGCAUACAUCAUUCUGUUUUGUUUGUUCUUUAAAGCCAUGGUUAAUUUUAAUGUACUCUUAUUUUUAUUACAGCUCUAACAAAUCUAAGUCUGCGAUAG
This is a messenger RNA of Lymnaea stagnalis (great pond snail), 2592 nucleotides long. NCBI's taxonomy places the organism in Eukaryota, Metazoa, Mollusca, Gastropoda, Lymnaeidae. The record is from the annotation of a GenBank genome assembly.